AUGGUAAUUCAAAAAUUAAGAAGAUUGGCUUUAUAUUCUAUUUCUAUCAUGAUAUUCACUUUAAAUAUGAUUCCUUUUUUAUUAAUUAUUGAUUGCAUUGGAUUUGUUCUUAUUCAAUUCUAUUCAUUACCAUCUUCUUUUUUCAUAUCAUUUAUCACAGCAAAUUAUCUUCCAAAUUAUUACAGAGUCUCUAUGUUCAUUUUUGUUUUCAUUGGCUCAUUGUUAGUUGAUGUUUAUUCACUUUGGAAAGGACAUAGAUUAGAGUAUUGUUAUCUUAAUCUCCAUUCAUCAAAAAUAUCAAAGGAAUUCACAUUUGUUCAUAUCAGUGAUAUCCACAUUGGAAGUAGAUUUGGUUCUCAUUCUCAGGAGAUUGUCGAUAAAAUACUUCCUCUUCAUCCUGAUUUCGUUGUCAUCACAGGCGAUUUAACUGAUUCACCAAAUAUUCAAGCAGAAGAGUUAAUGCCAUUCAAAUCAUUGACAACACAAUGUCCAGUUUAUUUAUCAACUGGAAACCAUGAUUAUAUCACUGGCAUUGAAUAUCUUAAAUCUAUAUUAACAAGUUGUGGGAUUAUUUUAUUAGAAAACACAUCAGUAAUGGAAGAAGAACUUCAAUGUUCUAUCAUUGGAACUAAUGACACUCAAUCAGAAAAAGAGUAUAUCAAUGAAAUGAAUAAAGUUUCAAAUGAAGUUACUCCUCAUACAUUCAACAUUAUCUUACAACAUCGUCCUCAUGGAUAUCAACAAACAUGUGAAAAAGGAAUAUAUGAUUUAAUGUUGUCAGGACAUACUCAUGUAGGUCAAUUUGCACCAUUUAAUAUUCUUGUUUAUUUAUUCUUUAAAAAGGCACAUGGACUUUAUUCAAUUAAAUCAAAAGAUAACAAAUAUCAAAUGUAUCUCUACACACAUCCAGGUACUGGUGCAUGGGGACCUCAUAUGAGAAGUGCAGGAACAAAUGACAUUACAAUCUUUCAUAUUAAACCAUAA
Entamoeba dispar SAW760 is the source of this 984-nucleotide messenger RNA. RefSeq lists its product as uncharacterized. The coding region runs from base 1 to 984 and encodes 327 amino acids. The record is from RefSeq and is a predicted model, not a curated record. Lineage: Eukaryota; Evosea; Mastigamoebida; Endamoebidae. The transcript has a single exon. Gene Ontology annotation, molecular function: hydrolase activity.